This is a messenger RNA of Acipenser ruthenus (sterlet), 2941 nucleotides long. RefSeq names its product guanylyl cyclase-activating protein 2-like. Gene Ontology annotation, cellular component: photoreceptor inner segment; cone photoreceptor outer segment. The record is from RefSeq and is a predicted model, not a curated record. Gene Ontology annotation, molecular function: calcium sensitive guanylate cyclase activator activity; calcium ion binding. Gene Ontology annotation, biological process: visual perception. The coding region runs from base 651 to 1211 and encodes 186 amino acids. Lineage: Eukaryota; Metazoa; Chordata; Actinopteri; Acipenseriformes; Acipenseridae. The transcript is spliced from 4 exons.
UGUGGCAGUUUGAGGGUCUCUGAGGCCAGGUUAUCAGGGACCCCUCUUCUGAUAUCGCUAUCGAUAUCGCUGAAGUUCUGCUCAAGCAAAGUUCCUGAAUCCAGAGUGGCAUGCCAGCACAGAAAGCGUGGUACGAGAUCUCAAGGAAUGCUAAGUUAAAAGAAAGCAAACCGUUUUUCUUUUGAAAGGUGAGGCUGAGCAAUGCUUGGAAGGUUUCCGCAUUGCAUUAAAAGGGGAAUCUCCCAGUGAACUUAGUACUGAUUGAGGCUGACAACAGCUGACGUCUCAAAUCCCUGGUGCCAACUUAAUGGAAAGAGACAAGCCGGGCGCUUCUCACAACUGUCCCUGCGGAGCUGAGGAGCGGAUAUUCUUCUGUGCUUUGCUUGUUGCCAUUCGGUUCUUCUGAUCUCGAGAAGAAAGCGAACAGACAGCAGCAGCAGCAGCAGCCAGACAGAAAGGAUACCAGAAAGACCAGCAGGGAGCAUUCAAAAAGAAAAAGAGAGAAGAACGGGGACAUUCGUUUGAAUUGGUUUUGAAAGAGGAAAGCUUCAGGUGAAGAAGAAGAAGAAGAAGAAGAAGAAGAAGGAGGAGGAGGAGGAGGAGGAAUAAACAGGGAGGUUGAAGAAAGAAAGGUGGACGAGCAGCGGGCCAUGGGGCAGCAGCUGAGUGAAGAUAAGGAGGCUGAGAUUGGCGUGGCCGAGCUCCAGGAGUGGUAUAAGAAGUUCGUGGUGGAGUGCCCCAGUGGGACUCUCUUCAUGCACGAGUUCAAGGGCUUCUUCGGGGUCACGGACAACCAGGAGGCAGCCGAGUACAUCGAGAACAUGUUCCGUGCCUUCGACAAGAACGGGGACAACACGAUUGAUUUCCUGGAGUACGUGGCAGCGCUGAACCUGGUGUUGAGAGGGAAGCUGGAGCACAAGCUGAAGUGGACCUUUAAGAUGUACGACAAGGACGGGAACGGGUGCAUUGACAAGACGGAGCUGCUGGAGAUUGUGGAGGCUAUAUACCGAUUGAAGAAAGCCUGCCAUGGGGAGACGGGCGAUGCCUGCCUCCUGCUCACCCCUGAUCAAGUCGUCGACAGGAUAUUCCAAUUAGUCGACGCGAACGGAGACGGAGGUACGGAUUUGCCAGGAUUUCUCUCGACUCUCCCCCCGCAGGCCAGCUCUCUCUGGACGAGUUCAUUGACGGAGCGCAGAGAGACAAGUGGGUGAUGAAGAUGCUUCAGAUGGACGUGAACCCGGGAGGCUGGAUUAGUGCGCAGAGAAGGAAGAGCACUUUAUUCUGAAGGCGCUCAAACCAAAGGACUUGCUACCGAGCGCUCCCCUUCCUUCUGCCCUGCCCUUUCCUUUCGGUCUGUUGCUUUAUUUUUUCGGUGUUUUAUGUUGUUUUACAUCUCAGGCUUCUGAAAUUGUAACCCUAGGUGUGUUUGCACUAGAACAUUCACUAGGGAUAACAUAUAUGUCUAUGAAGUACACUGCUGGCUAUUUUAUUAGGACCCUGAUCACAGCCUUGAUUCAGCAAGGGGCUCCCAGGAUGUUAAUCCACUUGUUACCAGCUCACGCAGGUGUGGUGGCCACGGAAGAUCUCUGUCAUGCUCCUCAAGCCAUUCUCACACAGUGGCUGGCUUAGUGAUCGGCCUCAAGGUACAGGUGACUCCAUGUUAGGUGGAUCCACAGCGAUGCUGAAUUACACUGGAUUGCUCUGCCUUCCAGAGUCCUCGAGGGACCCAGGGUAUACCAGGGCAGUGCCAAACCCAAUCAGGUGCUAAUGAAGUGGCCAGGCAAUGAGACGCUUUGCAAUAAUUGCUCUGUCGGUCUCACAGGUUUUCUGGUUGAUAGAUGUUUACCUGUACAGAUGGGGGUUCCAGUGACGUGAAAUAGUCUUCAAAGGGGGGGGGGAGGGGUCUGUGCAGAUUUCGAUAAAGAUCCAGUCCAAGUGUUGGAUAUUCAAGAGUUGUUUUUUUAGUUUAUUAAUUUAUUUUUUUUGCAGUUUUUGUCACUUCUUACAAUGAUUGGUGGCAUUCCUUUCAAGAUUGGUGUUUCCAAAGGAUCUCCUCCAACACUCCAGAGUUUCUUCUAGUGUGCACGUGGCCUUCUUCUUGUUUCAGCGAUGACGUGGCAGUCUUUGCUUCCCAACGCUUGCUUUUCCUCUCCCCCACCCCCCUUCCCCCUUCCUCUCUCUCUUUCUCUUCCAUCACAUCGAGAUCAGUUCCUUGAGUUUCUCUAAGGCAGCAUUUUUCAGGUCAUCCGCAACUCAAACGUAAUACUGCACUGACGAGAAAUGUCUCUGCACGUGGACACAUGGCAAAGGGUUUAUCUUGAGCUCAGCCUCACUACAUUUAGGAUCAAGGUGUUAAUUCAGCUAUAAAUAACACAAUGUACAGUACAAUGACCCAAAACCAGGGCUAUCAAAGGACCACCAAUGAGAAAUAAUGAGAUGGACCUUUUCAUAAAGUUUACGUGUGUUUUUUCUGUGGAACAAGGAUGUAUUUCACUGAGGAAAGCGAUUGAUUCAGGAUCGUGGUCAAAUCAUUUGCAACCCCAUGUAACAGUAUGCUAAACGCCCACACUGAACUCUCCAGUUUCCCUUUCUAUACGAUGGUUUGCAUUCCUUGGUCAUGUUCAUUUUCUUGUCCUUCUUUCCCGUAUUCUGUGUGCUUUAUCGGUUUCUUCCCAUGCCUGACAGUACUUCCAAUGUGCUAUACUGCACACUGACAUAAACCUUCAUCUCAAUGUGAUGGGAUCUAUUCCUAAAACAGGCUUCCAUGCUAACACUUCAAACAGUCUCCACUCCACAGACAGCUCGGAUCUACUGUACAGAUUGUGAGGGAACAAUUCUGGACCAAAUCAAAAAAAGCAAACCUGCUGGUUGAUAUUUUGCGAAUGGACAGUAUUUUGUACAAAGUGAAUGACUGUAAAUAAAGAAUAUUUCAUUUCUUAAA